AUGUUUAGAUUUACCUUAAAACAUAGCCUAGCUUUCACUCGCUCAUUCAGCAAAUCUGGAGUAUGGCAUAACGAUUCUAGGGCAGUAACAGACCUUUUAUUCAAGCUACCGUCCUUUAAUCAUUCGACAGACCUCCAGGGCAAACGUGUUAAAGAGAACCAACGUAAAAAUAACGAUAGAAAUAUUCAACGUAAUGGGAAAAAUCAUAAGUUUCAAAGAGAAAGGAAGUUAGUAUUUAGAUGGAAUAAUGGUACGGAGAAGCAACAGGCAGCAGCGAAUGAUGUUUUGGAAGAGAUAUUGAAAGUGAACCCUAAGGGAGAUAUCAAAGCUAUCAGUAAAGAUUCGAAUAAGGUAGAAGAAACAAAUGUAAGAAUUUUCCUAAAGGGGAUUGACCUUGGCUCAUCAGGUAUAGCGAUGGUUAGCAUUGAUAAUUCUGAAUCUUCUGAUGUAAAAUUGCCAGUGGUAAAAGAAAUUCCCACAAGAAUAGCUUUAAAGAAUUAUUCUGAUAAGUUGUCGAAACGUAAGGAAGAAGAACUCAUCCAACUUGGAGUUAGUGCACAUAGGGCUGGUCGUGCAAACGACAAUAAGCCAGAUUCUUCUUGGAAAAUUAUCAAAGUGUCAUGGCAAAUAUCCGAUUACGAUUUAAAGAAACAAAAAUAUUCUGAAAUUGUGUCAAAUUUAGAGAAAGGAUCGAAAGUCUCACUCUUCAUCAACGACAAGGACUCACAAAAUCUCAGUCCCAUUGAUGAUGACGAGUUGAAAACUAUGAAUGACGCUGUUAUCUCUAAAAGAGAACUGAAACGAAGGGAAGAAGUGAUGGAAAAAAUCUAUAAGAUAUUGGAAGAACACUCUUCGCAAAUCGUACAGGCAGGUUCAAUAAAAAAGAGAAUAAUAUUAAAAGUAACACCUAAUCCCACAAAUACUAAAGAUUCUGUAGAUAAGAGAGCAAUAAAGGAACAAAAGAAGAGAGAACGGCAGGAGAAACUACAAAGGAGACUAGAGAAGAAAAAGAUGCGUGAAGCGGAGCAAACUUAA
Molecule: messenger RNA, 1035 nt
Organism: Kluyveromyces marxianus DMKU3-1042
Lineage: Eukaryota; Fungi; Ascomycota; Saccharomycetes; Saccharomycetales; Saccharomycetaceae
Gene: AIM23
Product: Aim23p
Exons: 1
Coding region: 1-1035 (344 amino acids)
Source: RefSeq, a predicted model, not a curated record